ACAAUCGUACAAAUAUGUACUGAAAUGGUCCAGUGGACGGCACAUUUUCCAAGAUUCAGUAUGUAAAUUCUGGACUUAUAAGUUUAGCAUGGAUGAAUACAAUCAUUUUCAGAUUAGCUGAGUUACUCGAUGCCAGUUUGAUGGAAUAUUUGUUUAGUCCUCCCGUUAGACCAAGACUCAUCUCCAGUUUCUUGACGUUGAAAAGAUGUAAUAAAGAUCAGUUUUCCAUCUCAUUAGGAAUGUCGUAGAUCGGGUCUAUGGGAAGUAAUACAUCUCUACCUGUCCGUUCACAAGGGGAUACAGAUGUGGACUCGUGUACGGAUGAGCAACAUCCGAGACUAACUAAAGAUGUACCUGUUUCUUCAACUGCGAAAUGCGACGUAGACAUCCCAGAAAAUAACCCGGUUUCUGAAGGAAUCAGUUUCAUCAAAGAAACUUCCAGUUCAAAUUCGAAAUCGUUACAGACAAAAGAGUUCAACGCAUUAAGCAACAAUGAAAGAGGUGAUAAUGGAACCGACAGACUUGUUUCAGUACAAUCAUGUCUCAACCGUAAACCAGAGUUUCUUAAGAGAUCAAAGGAAAUAUUAAGACGGAAUCGUGCUCAAACUAUUGCAUGUAUCGAUCGUAAACCAGCGUUUCUUGAGCGGUCAAAGGAAAAACUAAGACAACAUCGUGCUCAAACUGUUGCAUGUCUCGACCGUAAACCAGAGUUUCUAAAGCGGUCGAGAGAAAUACUAAGGCGAAAGCAUGCUUACGUUGCUGCAUGUCUCGACCGUAAACCAGAGUUUCUAAAGCGGUCGAAGGAAAUAUUAAGACGAAAUCGUGCUAAUAUCAUUGCUGAACUUUACUCAGGUCACGGAAAAUUAAGCCAUGAUGAUAGUUCAAAAUCUAAUGUUAGAGAAUGUACAUUACAUAAUGGAUUAGCAAGACAAAAAGAUGCUUACACUGUUGAAAUAUUAGGUGAAACAACAUUAAGUUAUACUGACAAUAAUUUUGAUGCAAAUACAGAGUGCAGAAGAGAGUUAAUUUCAUCUACAGGUUCAUAUAUCACAAUAUAUGAAAAUCUUAGAGAAGAAACUUCACCGAAAAUCCUGAACAGAAAUGACGAUAACGUUAACAGUUCUGGUGUUAGUCUAAAGUGUAAAGUUGAAUCAGAAUCAGAUCUAAAUAAUUUAAAUAGUUCUGACAGAAUCAAAUUUUCAAGUUGUUCUUUGAAUAUUCAAGACGAAGAACAAUCCCUUUGCACAUCUCUGAAAAAGGACAUUCAGUAUGGUGAAGAACAAUCGUACGAUAAUACUGCGGAAGAGAAUUGCAAACAUGGGCAGGUGCAAUCGCAUAAUCCGGAAAAAUUGGACAUUGCAACUGGAGUCGAUGAAUUUUACAGCGAAAAAUCAGAAACCUGGACGACAGCACUAGACACCUCAAACGAAAAAGCAGCACGACAUCUACUGAAACUCGGUGUAUUACCACAAUCGGAUGAAGUGGCAAAGGCGUACAAGACAUUCGGAAAGACAGAAAUAUUUUUAGAGAUUUGCCAGAACAUAUGCAGCUACCUAGAGGAGAAAUCAAAAGACAUAGUAAAUGUAUGGUCAGCAUAUAGAAAGGAAGGGGAUGAAGAGACUGAUGUGGUAUUCGUUGUAUGCACACGGAGUAAAUCAAUCGAAGUCGAUUUUGAAGGCUUCUCUAUAUACCAGAGAGCCAUUUCUGAAUACAGCUCUGAAAGUAGGAAAGUAUUGGCAGAGGAAUUAAAUACGAAGUUUGACAAAACCUUGUUGAAUAAGUUGAAACUAUCUACACAAGCUCAUGCCAAAACGCUGAUGGAAAAUCACAGCAAUAUUAGUAUGAUAUCCCCAAGCAUAUUCAAGUCAAAACGGUUUGGCCAAGCCAGACAUGAAUUAAUUGUAACAAACAAGCCAUGCAUCGUGUUAUAUGUUCAUAUCAAAGGUUUGAUUCCAAUUAAAGAAGAACCAUUCCCAUCAGAAAUAGACGGAUUCCCGACUGAUGUAAGGGAGGCUGGAUUUACUCUAUUUAACGGUGGUCCGAACGAAUUUCAUGAAAAUUUAAAGAUGGGAUGUGCGGUGCAUGCAAACGUGACUAACACGGAAGGUGAUAUUAUGGGUGGUACUUUAGGAGGCUUUGUACAUCAUCCCGAAUUUGGCAAUUGCUGUCUCACAUGUGCUCAUGUAGUCUCAAAGCCUGAUGAUAUGAUAAAUCUACGGGACAACAACGGAGGUAAAGCUGUCAUUGGAACCGACUGUAAUUAUUUAGUGUAUCAACCUGUAAGUCACGGAUCAAGGCACUUCGGUCGACUUGUCAGCGUUGUGUACAAAGAAGGUGGCGAAGGUAAAAGUGGAGUUGAUGCUGCUUUGAUCCAAAUAACUAAAAGAUUUCCACGAUCUGGCGAUUUCCCUGACGCCGAUAACUACAGGGAAGCUGGUUUUGACCAGAAUCGGCCAAUGAUUUUUAAUACGGGGAUGACACGUAAUUUGUCGGAUGAUGAUAUCAGCACUGAAGUGGUUAAAUUUGGUGCCAUCACUGGAGUAACAAGAGGAGUUGUGCGCAUGAAUGGUUCCAUUAUUCGGAGGACCAACAUGUGUGGCUAUUCUGAGUUUGGUUACCUUCUCCACAAUCAGGUUGAAAUUCUCUCUGUCGGAGGCAACCCGUUCGCAUUAAGUGGCGAUUCUGGGGCACUCGUUUUUGCAAAAGACAGGUCUAAUGAGCUUGUGGCUGUCGGCAUGGUAGAAGGUGGAAUGUCAGAUGGUAGGAUAAUGAUUACGCCAAUUUGUGAGAUUUUAACAGAACUAAUCUCUCCUUCUGAGUUGCAAACAAAAAGGUCUCCAUCAGAUGAACAUCCGCCUUUUUACCUUAAAUUGCAGCCACCAACAGAUAGUCUUGAGGAUUCAGGUUUCGACAUGGCUGUUGACGUUUCAAAUGAAAACACAAUUCCGAAGCAACAACUGGAACACCCAGAACUGGCAUCAGCCGUUCAGACAUUACAAACUGAAAUGGGUCAGGUGAAACAUGAAAUGGCUGCAUUUCGAAACAGUACAACUGAGAUGAUCAAUGGCCUUUCUCAAAAAUUAGAUUUACUGUUGCUGUCUAAGCCGCCCUGUUAAACAUGAUAUAAGAACACAAAAUUAUAGCCUGUUACAAUGGUCUUUUAAAUGAGGAUCCGUUGUCUGAUAAAGAACCAGGAUGAAGAAAUAAAAUAUUCAGUAACAAAAACAAAAGGUGCUGCAUUCAUAUUGAUGCAUCAUAUUUGAAUCUAUUAACUAAACUAGGAAUGCACACGUCUAUCACAACUCGACAUAAAUAUGGGAAAUAAAUUUGAAUAAUAUUUGAAACUUGUUGAAUAUCUUUAAUAGUGUAAAGAAUGAAACGAAUUUAACAGGGACCGACCUUUAUUGCUACACUAAUUCACUUUCAAGAAUGGAAUAGUUUCUAUGGAUAUAUGACAAUAGACGUCUGCAAACCUGGACUCAGUACAUGUGAUCAGAACAAACCGUCUACUGCCCAUGUAAUUCCGAAGUUAAACAUGAGUUCAGUCCUUGACCUAGAGGUAUCUGUGCAACAACCUGACACUAACUAGCACAUUCGAAUUGGUAAUCAGAAAGCUUGUCAUUAACGAAAUAUUGAUUUGAAGUGUUUACAUAUAUUAUCAGAAAAUGCUUAAUGAAGAGCUCUGAUUUGCCCGGAAAAAAAUAGUGUAAACGGUAGAUUAUUUAAAAGAAAGACGGCUUUAUAUUCUUACGAACAUUAAUCCGCAACAGAGUGCAGUGUAUGAACAUUCCAUAGCCCUGAGAAUAUGGCAUCUUCGCCUAAGCUAGUUAUACCGGUAACCUACACAAUACGAGGCAUCCACAUUCUCAAUAAAGGGUGUUUCAAAACCGUAUAUAUAGGAGACCUGAACAUGACUGACAUUUCAACGGGUUCGAAAUCCGCAUACACUACACUUCGAAGUGGCUAUCAAUGUUGAGAACCUUUGUCUCAAUUACUUGAUUCGUUUUCUUCCUGUAUUAGCCACAGACGACCACCGAACAGAAGGUACUUUGCAACCUUUCUCUAAAUAAACCGUUCAAAGAAGGUAAUUCAUUUGAAGUACAGAAGACGACCGUAACAAUAUAAUAGAUGACAAGACUCGUGUUAGAUGAUGUGUGAUAAGCUCAGUACUGAUUAUUAAAUCACAUUGACUGAGACAUUGAUGUUAUUUUAAAUAUUAGAAUUAACACACCCCCACCAAUAAAUAUUAUUCUGUCGUACUUAUGUAAAUCCAAACAAAACAAAUCAACUGAAUCUAAACAAUUUUCUUCAUUUUUAAGAAUACCCUUGUUUGAAUCCCUCCGCCGACAGGUAAAAAGGUAGUAAACCUAUUCGAAUUGGAUGAUGAUUCAAUGUGACAAAAGUUUACAGAUAGUAUUGUAAUCGUAAAAUGUGCCAUGCCUACCCUAUAAAUCAAUGUACAUAUAAACAAAUCAUUUAUUAUUUAAAAUUUUACGGUUUUAAGUUAUGCAACAAAAUACCUGCUUCAUGCUUAAUCAGUUUGGACCGUAGCCAUAAUUAUGUUCUAUGUGAAAGUAGCUCUGCACCUUCCGAGGAGCUUUACCACUCUCAGUACAAAUUCAAAAUUGAAUACUUUUAAUUUUGGGGGUAAAAUAGUGUGUAUAAAGAAGACAAAAAACUGUAAUCUGUUGUAUAGAAUAUCAUAAAUUAUCUUCCUUCGACACUGCGCAACAUAAAAUCAAAUUGGAUAGACUAUGCAUGUGUCUUGUUUUGUUUCAUAACUGGUUGAAUGAAGGUGUUGUUUCUAUUUGUAUGUUUUAGAGUUUUGUUAGAAAUCGGUUAAAGGAUCGGUUUGUACAAAGUUUGACUAGUGCUUUUGAAAACUCUAGUAACUAUCUAAACUAUGGAAUGUGUAACUGAAUAUUUCUUGAGAAUACUUACAACUAAUUUUAUCAUUGUACGUUUUGAAUCUAGAUGUACUUACCAUAAGUUACCUAUUGAAAAGGGCUGGUCUAUUAAUGUUCACAGAGAAUAAAGGCGCCGUCAGCUUUGUAAUUCAAAUCGUUUGGGUAAUGAAUUCCAUUAUCUAUUUAAUUGCAAACACAAUGACUGGAGAUGAAUUUUUUUCAUCACCCAAUUUGUAUGCUAAUGAAUAUUGAUAGUAUAGUUAGUUAGGAUACGCUGUUGAAGCUUUUAUUGUUUUGCGCCCCCCCCCCCCCCCCCCACAACCUUAAAAAAAACAACAACAACAUAAUGUUCGAAUGCUUGUAGUAUGUAAUUUAUUUCAUUUAUUACAUGUAUUUUCUUAUUCUCCACAUGGUAGACACAUUGCAGUAUACUAUGUAUUGACAUAUUUGCACCUUUGUUAUUCUGUUCUGUAUGCAAUUUUACGUCUGAGAACAUCACUUUGGACAACAGUAAUGGAAACAUAUAUGAAAAUGUAGGAAAUAUGUGCCACAUAUUUUGUGCAUUCUUAAAAGGUUAUAAUGAAUUUAUAUUCAAUGUUAAAGUGUUAAUAGUUUUGUGUGAAGAAUACGUAUUCAGCAAUGUAAACUACUAUCAUGCAUAUUUUCUACCAUAUUCAUGACGUUAUAUAUAAGUUAUAUUUAUUGUAUUGUUUUUUUCCAUAGUAUAGCAUUUCAACUAAAUUGUCUCGAUUUAUUAACUGAACUUGUGCAUUCAGCUGUAUCAUGUGUAUUAAGGGUUUGCCGAUGGUCUAGUGCUAACAUGCUUGACCGUCAAUCCAGAGGUCCGGGGUUCGACUUUCGGUCCAGGCACAGAAAUUUCUGAGAUGAUCUUUAGUGUAUCCAACCUAACUAAGGCCUGUAUUGGUUCUUCCCAGGUAAAGGCUUCGCGUGUAUUAGUGGUAUACACUCUGUCCCUCUGAUCAGAUCGCUCUGUGUCUGUACUAGUAGAGGAUGAAUUCCGCUCCCUUUGUGGCUGCCUUUGAUUAUGUAAAGCGCCUUUGAAUGUGUUAAUCAUGAAAAGGGCGCUAUAAAAAUCUGGUAUAAUAACGACAUGGGUAGUCAUUUUGUCCUACUUUUGAGUUUAUCGCUGUUCCGUAGUCGGUCGGAAAUUCUUCGGGAUCACGUGAUCACAUGAUUUUAAAAUUAAUUCAAACAAAUAUCCGUUUAAAGACGCGCGACAAAAUAACUGUAUUUCCAUGAUGGUAAUUAUGAACGAUUUGCAUGAAAAAUAUGAGAUGUACAAGUUUUUAGUUUCAAAUUGACAGUGACAUAUAUUAGGUGAAGACAAUGUGUUUACUGUCUAAAAUUUUAUUGAAUUAAUGUAGCCAUAUGUACAUGAUUCAGUGUAUUUAGGUACAUUUCAGUCACAUUUUGUUUCUACAGUAGUUAUUCAUUUAUAUUCCUAAAACUAUGCUGAAAAGAGAUUAUCUGAAAAAGUUUGCAGACGAAGUUGUGAAAACACUUUUAUCCGGGAAGGGCCUAAAUUGUCCUCCCGAAAACUUGUAGUAUAGCUGUAUAUUACCUGUAUCAUAAGAAUGAUUUUCAUGAUGUUUUUGUGAGCUACAAAAAAUGUUGAAUUCCCUAUGCUAAGUUUGUAAAAAUCACAUUAUCGUUUGGGCAUAUAACAUAUGUUGCAUCUAUUUAUAAAUUAUAGUCUCGUUUCGGAGGAUUCCUCCAAAACAAGCUUAAGAUGCGCGACGAGUUCGUAAGCAGUCGGAAAACAUACUUUCGGUUUGAAAUUGGCAAUUUAUUUUGUUUAUUUGUUGGUUAUUCUUGAACAUAUUCAUGACUACUUGGUCAGAUCCGAUGCAGCGGGCCAAAUUUUCAAAAAAUAAGAAGUCUUAGCUACAAGCUCAGGUUUUCAUAUAAUACCCGUUAGGGUGUUAGUAUUGGACCUUUAUUUCUUUUGGAACUCAGUCAGAAUUCAUCAAGUACAUUUUAUCUACCCAAAUAUAUUCUUCAAUACUUGAUUUGCUACCAUGAGAGAUGUAUUUUCAUUGUGUACUAUUGCUCAUUUUUUGUCGAAUGUCAUGUUAUUUGUAAGUUUACUUCGUUGAUCCUCUUAGCAUAUUUUAGGAAGAGACUUCCUACCCAACUCUGAUUGGCUUAGAAAUUUCCUAAGGGGAAUCAGAUUUGUUGAGACUGCUUAAUGAACAAAAGCUUAUAGAUAGAGCUAAAAGCCUCAAUUUGGGUAGGAUAGACGCGAAGGCGCCAUUAUCUAAACUUGUCAACGUAAAUAUCACUCAUUCCUAAAGAAUUCAUUCAAUGUAUUUUAAAAAUCUUUCCUAACUUUCGGAUUAGCUUCUUCAGGAUAAAUAAAUUAGCAUUUUUGAAUACAAAUGUAGAUACACUGUAUAUAUGAAAUCGUUUUAGGAUACAUUGUAGGUUAAGGAACAGAACAGAACAGAACAGAACAGAUCUUUUAUUUGAUAAACACAGAUUACAAAACAUACAUUUUGUAAUAACAUGUGAACAAAUAUACAUAUAUAUAUAUACACAAAGGUGGAUACAGAUCAAUGUUAUUAAGGAAUGAAAUUCUAAACUUGUGAUUAUAUAGCUUUUAGGAAUACGGUCUGCUAUUUAGCAGGGCAACCGUCUCGAUUUGAAAGCUGGUGCACGUCAGCGUUAUGGUUAUUUCUGAUUUUGGAUUGUGAUUUCUUAUGCCAUUAUUAGUUAUAAUGCGUUCGUUUUGAGUUUUACAACUGAUAUCGUUGUCGUCUUCUAUUUCUUUAUUUUGCUUAAACACAACCGUAUUCAGUAGCCCCAUAUAUUGCAUCGCAUUUUAUAAAAAAACAACUUGAUCUCCUGGCUGAAGUACUCUACAAUAUCAUAAAAAAGAAUUAUACAUCUAGCUGAUAUCUAAAGGGACACCCAAGCACAUAUUAAAUAUCUUUCUCAAGUCUUUUAAACAUGACGGUUUAUUGCAUUUUUUAUGAGUUAAACACUGCAGUUCCAACAUUAAUUAUUAUAAGCAUUUUGAUUUGGAAUUACAUAAUUUGUUGAAUCAAUUUUAUCUUUUUUUGUGUUCAUACGCAUAUUUCAGUGUUGCUUCAGGGCCGAAUCCAGCUCCUUUCUGCAAUUCUCCAACUUGCUUAAUGAAUUAAGUUCAGAUAGACAGUAACAUAAUAUACAAAUACCUUCGGUACUAUCUAAAAUUGAUAAAUUUAUAUCAAUGGUUGAAUAAUUUUGUUAAGUUGUUUUAAUCAUUUGACUAUUCCAUGUGGCUUAAUAUUUAUCAUCCAUUGGUGUUUUAUCUAGUUCGAUGUCUUCGGAGUGAAGUAAAGCCAUGCCAAUUG
Molecule: messenger RNA, 8263 nt
Organism: Mercenaria mercenaria
Lineage: Eukaryota; Metazoa; Mollusca; Bivalvia; Venerida; Veneridae
Exons: 7
Coding region: 258-3116 (952 amino acids)
Source: RefSeq, a predicted model, not a curated record